ACACACUCCCCGGUCUCCCCCUACAUGUAGGCUACGUCUUCUUAAGUAACGGAUUCCUUGAAAGUGCUGCUGAUGCUCGUGUCCCAACUCUCUCCUCCUGGUGUGGUCUGGUCUCGCUCUCUUCUUCGACGCAUGCGCACACAGGCAGCGCUGUCCUGCUUAAAAACAGCUGGGCUCUUACGUGCGUUCACAUAGAGAAACGUGGGACUGCAAAGCAAAGGGGACACGGCAACGGAUUUAGAUAAGGAUUAUCGCUGUUAUAGUGGUUUCACAGCUAUGCAAAAUAAGAAAAUGCAAGAGGAUUAGUGACACGCAUCAAGUGGAGCAAAAUAGCAAAACAGUGAGAAAGCGAGAUGCGACUCGCCUCAGAGAUGAAAGAGAUGCUCAUGUUCAUGAAGAGGUAAUAAUCAAAGGAAAGCUCUGAAAUACAUUUAAUAUGCUACAAGAUUUUUAUUCUUCACUGCCGAGGAGUAGUUGAUGAAGGUUCCCCGAAGUCUUUGAGCCGUAAGAGCUCAGAGUACAUCCUGCCACAAGUACUUCUGUCAUCAAGGGGAUGUAACGCCAAACUCGAGUUUUCACUUAAUCCUCUCACAGGUAAACGGCGGGACAUUUUGCCUUAGGAAUUUUGUGCUCAAAGAGUUUUUAAACAGAAUGUGAAUAAGGUAUCAGUGGUAGAGCUUUUGAGAGAAUGAAGCUCCUGGAAUAGAUCUCUACCUUUUUUUGAUUGGAACAAUGGAAGCAUGAAACUGUAGAAUCAAUUUUUCUUCACUAACCUGGAAGGAGGGCAACAUGGCAAAGCCCUUCUACAGGCUUCAACGCUUUUUACGACGGACUCAGCUGCUCUUCUUGUUUCUCGGUGUUGCCUACAUCAUGGCUGGAAGUGUCCUUCUUCUGCAGAGACAUGGAUUGGUGGUGUCACAGCGUGGGACGAGCAGUUACUUUCCAUUGCCGUCUUUGCCGUCUCCUCCCAGGUCCCUGGAGGCACCUGCCCUCCGGACAAGUUAUGGAAUAAUGGGCGCGCGGCACAACAGCAAGGGGUUGGGAUACCAAAGCGUUUUGUCUGAAGACAAUGCUGGACCACAAUGGCUGACCUCACGAAACCAGGAGAUCCGACAUCUGAGACGUCGCUGGUUCCACAGCCUCAUGUCUGAACAGGAAGCGUCUAGAGUGGAGAAAGUUCUUCCGAAAAGAAAAAUCCGACACAAAGGCACGUACAUCGGCUGCUUUCUGGAUGACGCCAAGGACCGGGCACUCAAAGGGAUGGUGUUCUAUGACUUCCGGAAAAUGACCAGCACCUUGUGUCAGGACACCUGCACGGAAAGUGGGUACCAGUUUGCUGGCCUUGAAUAUGGGUCCGAAUGUUACUGUGGCAACCGCAUCACAAGCACUCGGAUGAAAGAGGAGGAGUGUAACUUGGACUGCAAAGGCGAGAAGGGCGCCAUCUGUGGAGGUGUGUCCCGUCUGUCCGUUUACAAGGUGGAGGAGGUUCUUCCUGGCCAGCGGAGAUACAGGAACGUGCGCUACCGGGGGUGUUUCAAAAAUCCUGACAAGACAACAGCAACUUCCCUGGCCAUGCUGUCCAAGCCCAACCUAACCUCCCAAUGGUGCAUAAAGACCUGUAUGGAUCAGGAGUUUCCUCUGGCCCUGGUCAGGAACCCAGACUGUUUCUGUGGCUAUGCCACCCCUCACUUCACUCUUCAUGAGCCAGUAAAAGAGGAGCUUUGUGCUGUGGAAAACAGCAGUCUGCCUACCCAGAGUUCCCAUCAGCUAUUCCUCCAGGUCUAUCAGACACCUGUUCAAGAUUCCAGAUGCACAGAGAAGAAGUUUCUACCUGAGAAGUCGAGCUCACUGGUGGCUUUGUCCAGUUUUCCUGGUGCUGGGAACACCUGGGUGAGGCACCUGAUCGAGCUUGCCACAGGCUACUACACAGGCAGUUACUAUUUUGAUGGCACCCUUUACAACAGAGGCUUCAAGGGUGAGAAAGAUUACUGGAAGAGUGGACGAACCAUCUGCGUGAAGACGCAUGAGAGCGGCCAGCGGGAUGUAGAGAUGUAUGACUCAGCAAUACUGUUGAUAAGAAACCCCUACCGCUCACUCAUGGCUGAGUUCAACCGCAAGUGCGCCGGGCAUCUUGGUUACGCUUCUGAUCAGCACUGGAAGAGCAAAGAGUGGCCAGAAUUUGUGGGUAGUUAUGCCUCCUGGUGGGCUUCUCACGUAUUGGACUGGCUGCGUUAUGGAAAGAAACUUCUGGUGGUGCAUUAUGAGGAAUUGCAGGAGGCAUUGGUGCCCACGUUACGAUCCAUCACUUCCUUCCUCAAUACCAGUGUCAGUGAAGAUCGUCUUCUCUGUGCUGAGUGCAACAAAGAUGGCCACUUCAAGCGCUCGGGUGCGCGACGGCCCACCUUUGACCCCUUCACCCCAGAUAUGAAACGGCUGAUUGAUGGUUACAUCAUUACUGUGGACCAGGCACUCAGAGCCAGCAACCAUUCUGGCUUGCCACAGGAGUAUCUUCCAAGAUGAUAAGCCCAGAACUAGAGUACAGAAGCGGUCGUCUUGCUCAAGUUUCAAUGCUACUACCAUGUCCAGGAGAUAUUUUGAUACAUUUAUUUCCUCACAUAUUGAGGUCGAAAAUAAUGCCAUAUGAUGCUGUUCUUCAUUGGUGCGUUAUGAGAUCGUCAUGUUUUAACGGCGGUCUGUAAAGGGGAACAAAGUUCAACACUGUUGACAUAAUGUGGUGAAUAAUUACAAAGAUUGCAGACCUGAAACUCAAAAACAUCUUUAGUCGGAGGAAAAAUAAGUUCUUCUUCCUACUUUGGGAGGAAAGUUGAGCGCUUACUUACUUCAACUACAAGUCAACAAGAGGCCUAAUAAACAACAGAUGUAAUUGCUUAUGAACUAAUCUGACAUGUACUGCAGAUGAUAAUGACAUGUCUACCACAAUAACAUUAUAAUUUUAUUACUAUACAAUGACUUUUUUUGUGUAUGGACCCUUUAGACUGUUUACAGAGCUGAUAUCAAUGGAUGUAAUCUUUUACCAUAACAGAUGACAUGGAUGUAACCACAUAUUGAAGACAAGGGGGGACCGAAUGUUAUCAAUUGAGAAGAAUCAAGUAUCGAAUAGGUCAUUGGUAAACCAAAUCUGAAUAUCGAGUGCAACGUGACUAUGGUGGUUACGGCCCUGAUAGAUGAGAAACGUAAUACUCUGUGAUGAGGUAGCAGAAUAACUCGUUUUCCUUCCAAACAUUCAAGAUCAAGAAAAUAUGACAUAGCAAACAGACUUAGCAUAUAUCAAAGUCAAAUGAGUAGUGACUGUCCUCAUCCCGCUAGGUUCCUUCAGAAUGGAAAGGAAGCUUUCAGCUGGACUAGACAAGACUUGCCUUGCGGAAUGACGCUAGCCUGAUGCUAAUCCUCCCAGAGCUGAUUAGCACGCCGCCAGCAUGCUCCAGAUGUGUCUGGAUUAAGCUCUGGUGUUAUACUCUUUUGCACAUUGCCAAACUGGGAUCAGCUGCAAAUUCAGACAAUGUCACUGUAGUGCUGGUGGCAGGAAUCCCUCCGGGGGUCUGUUUCUGCAGAGUUAUUCAUUGAGACACAAAAGAUCAAUCGAUUAGCGUCAUUCAGUGUAGACUAAAUAAAAUUUUCUCACUGUUAGAGUUUGAUCCAUAAUUUAAUACCAGUGAUUAGUGUUACAUAAAGCUGGAGUGUGUAACUCUAAACAGACUCUCCCCUCAUCUGUCAUUGGUCUGAAAAACCGACAGUAACACCCCCAAACUCACACCAUUGGUUGAGUCAGUGUUGCUAUGCUGGACUGGUUGGGAUGUUAAAUCAAAAAGAGCAGUUUAAUAGUGCUCCAUACUGUUUAUACCUUCAGGGUGACUCGAUUAAACUGGGAUGGUUCCCCUGAAAUUAAAAUUCUGUCAUUUACUCACCCUCAUGUUUAUCCCAAACUGGUGUUAUUUCAGUAUUGUGAAUGCACUAUUAUAGUAUUUAUUAACAUUUUGAGUUUGCUUUUAAUUGUAGCUUUUAUUUUAUUUCAGCUUUAUUUCCAUUAAUGAAAACCAUUUUAGAAUGUUUUUUAAACCAUAAUAGAUUUAGUUUUAGUUAACAUUAACAACACUGCACCAAACUGCCAUGACUUUCUUUCUUAUCCGCAGCACAAAAGAAGACAUUUUGGGAAAUGUUUCAGUUUUUGCCUCUACAGUGUAAGUCAGUGUUGUCCAAAAUAACAUUGGAGCUGAUUGUCUUUGAUUAACAGCAAAAACUUUCCUCAAAAUACCUUUCUUGUUUGGAAAGUUUGGAACGACGUGAGGGUGAGUAAAUGAUUUUCAUUUUUGGGUGAACUAUCCCUUUAAGCCUUUAUUAACUAUUAGUUAUAAUAUUUUGUCCCCAAAGGAUUCUUAAAAAGAGAUAUACAUCAGUAAGCUUAAUACAAGUAUAAUUAAUGAGCCAGGUUUAAUGAAAUAUAUCAGAUUUCGCUUUAGGUUUGUUCUAUAAGCCUCUGCCAUGGAGAAUAAAAUGCUGUGCGCCUGAUAUGAAUUAUAAAUGAAUUCCAUUGCGCCCCCACUGUGAUUUCCUGCAGGCUUGGUGCUGAGGUCAUUGUGUCUUGCCUCGAGAACUGUGACAGAUUAAUGUCUGAAUGAAACAGAAUUUUAUUUCCAUGCACAUCGCUGCAGUAUAUGGGGCACAUAUGCGCUACAUCGAUAUGUGUACAUUAGUAUGUGAUUGCCUACGUCUACUGUGUGUGUGUGUGUGUGUGUGUGUGUGUGUGUGUGUGUGUGUGUGUAUGUGUGUACAGAAGGUUGUUCAUGUUCUGGUGCCUCAUUCCAUGGACAAAAAAAAAAAAAAAAAAAAUCCAAUUCCAUUAUGGAUUGAUUAUGUUCACUGAAUUUUCUACAGAAGUAAAUAGGUUCUAUUUCUGCCAACCUAGAGCAAAGGAACAAGAGGCAUUAUGAGCUCAAGUAUUCUUUUUUUGAUUUUCAUAAACUCUCUUGAUAACGGUCAGACUCUGUGACUGCUAUUCACUUGAAUGGAUGCUAUUGAGAGGGGCCGGCCCCCAAGGUUUGACUGCUGUUGUGAAAACACAAUGAAUAAAAUUCAUGAUGCAA
Messenger RNA from Megalobrama amblycephala (Wuchang bream), 5102 nucleotides. It is a transcript of the gene wscd1a, whose product is annotated as WSC domain-containing protein 1. Gene Ontology annotation, molecular function: sulfotransferase activity. Lineage: Eukaryota; Metazoa; Chordata; Actinopteri; Cypriniformes; Xenocyprididae. The record is from RefSeq and is a predicted model, not a curated record.